This is a messenger RNA of Protopterus annectens (West African lungfish), 884 nucleotides long. RefSeq names its product glutaredoxin 2 (gene GLRX2). The transcript is spliced from 4 exons. The record is from RefSeq and is a predicted model, not a curated record. Bases 76 to 423 code for a protein of 115 amino acids. Lineage: Eukaryota; Metazoa; Chordata; Ceratodontiformes; Protopteridae.
GUUUAGCUUUCACAUGGUUCCGGUUGUAAUCGAAGGUGAGAGGAUUUUUGAGAAACGUGAACUUGGAUAGUUCUAAUGGGAAACAUCCGAUCAUCAACAUCCAGGCCACUAACUGAUGCAGCAGCUCUACAGCUUAUUACGGACAUCGUUUCUCAGAACUGCGUUGUGAUCUUCUCAAAGACCAGUUGCCCUUAUUGCGUAACUGCAAAGAACCUGUUCCAUGAGAUUGGUACCAACUACAAAGUGCUAGAAUUGGAUCAGCAUGAAAACGGCAGGCAGCUACAGACUGUGUUGGGAGAAAUGACUGGAGCACAUACGGUUCCAAGAGUAUUUGUGAAUGGUUCUUGCAUUGGUGGAUGCACAGAAACCCAGCAGCUUCAUAGACAAGGAAAGCUAGUUCCACUAGUAAAGGAGUGUUCUUAAUGUAGGAUACAACGGCACAACCAGAAAGACCCAGUGCUAUUCAACACAUUACCCUAUGUCUGUAUUUGUUCACAGGACUGGAUAGUGCUGAGAAGUAGGAGGAUAUUAUGUUACAUUCUUUGUUGUGUUCUCUUAUGUACCAUAAAAGACUAUCUGGAGCAGAUGUGCAGCAUUUGUGACUGGAGCUCACUGUUGCUGGCUUUACCCUGACCGUGGAUGUCCCUAUUUGAGAUACUCAUUUAUAAAUCACAAAUAUUACUUUACAUUAACUGAAGAUGAAGAUGCAUAGGCUGUGGAAUCCUCAUUUUUAGCACUUAUGAUUUUUAUAUGGUUUAAACGUACUGUGUUCUUUGUUCGGAUAAUACUUGUGCUUAUUGUAAUGAUGUGUCAAUACCACAAUGCAAGUAUUUGCACUUACUGUGAUGAUGUGUGAAUAUUGAAAUAUAUGUCUAGGCACUUUU